Molecule: messenger RNA, 2384 nt
Organism: Neocloeon triangulifer
Lineage: Eukaryota; Metazoa; Arthropoda; Insecta; Ephemeroptera; Baetidae
Gene: Afti
Product: aftiphilin
Exons: 8
Coding region: 182-2158 (658 amino acids)
Biological process (GO): intracellular transport
Cellular component (GO): trans-Golgi network membrane; AP-1 adaptor complex
Molecular function (GO): clathrin binding
Source: RefSeq, a predicted model, not a curated record
CAGUCGCACGUGUGCGCGAUUUCUUGCCGCCAAACGACCCAGAAUGCAGAUUCCAGGAAAAAACCAAUAUGGCGACCUGCGCAUACCAGCUGCAGUCAUAAUAAUGACGAGGUCACUUGAUUUUUGCAUAAUUCACCUGGAUAUCUCUUAAAUUAUGCUUUAAAUUGCCAUCUGGGAAAAGAUGUCGAAUUUAAUUCCUCCGAUUCUAUCGACAACACCACCACCUCUGCCCGACAUUCCUGACGACGACGAUGACUUUGGUGACUUUGCAGUUGCGGACGAUCCUUUCCAUACGGACUGCGAGGUCUCCGAGCCAGUGGGUGGAGAGGGGAUUCCGUGGAGUGACGAGAGUUUGAAGAAAAGCACGGACAGAACGAGCCAAGAUUCGGUCCUCUCAGCAAAUUCUGACUCUGGUCUGUGCAGUGACAGCUCGCCACUUCCCAUCAUUGAGAAUAAUUGUGAUCACCAAGCCCUAAACUGUGAUGUGCCUUCGAGUGAAAUAAUUCCGCAAGCACAAUGUGAUUUGCCAAAGACAAGUACAAACGGUGAAAUUGAAAUUGCCUCGUCCAGCGACAUUGUCAAUUCAAAGGAUGGUGACUUGGGCAUCCAAUUAGAUGACCUGGCAGUUGCUUGUGAACAUCAAGAUGUGGAAGAGAAAUGUGAAAUUAGCAACAAUUUACAAGAGCCAAUUUUUAUCGAAAACUCUGGUGCGAGCCAAUUUCCUGAGGUGAACAGUUUAGAAUCAAACUUUGAGACGCAAACUUUAAAAGACCCAGUAACGAUAGCUGAGAGUGAAAACAAAUUUGCCAUAGAUUGGGACAGUAUCAAUGAAGAACCUGUAAACAAACAUGUCAAAGAGGUCUCUAAAGAGAUUUAUAAUUUUGAACCCAAACUUCCAAGUCCUGAGCACAAUGACUUAAAAAAUGAAGAGGAUAGACUUUCGGAUGAAAAUAUUGAAUUUUCGACCCAGCCAAGUACUGCUUGUGUAGAUUUUAAAAAUGAGAAAGAUUGGCCCAAGAGAAAUGGAAUUUGUGCAGAUGAUGAGGUUGUUUCAAACCAGGACGAUUUUGAAAAACUGGAAGUCAAUUGUACUCUUUCUUCCGAGGCUGAAAGCAAUCAGGUUCCUUUGGUAGAUAAUUGGGACGGUCUUAAAACAGAAGUUGAAAAUGUAACUGAACAACCGCCGUCAAUUCAAGACGACAUAGAAUUUGAUUUGUCCACCAAAGACGAAGAAACGACUGAAAGCUUUGGCUCACUAGAUGAGAGGCCGCAGAGCCAAAACAGUGACGGAUUCAGAAUUUUUGAGAGUGCUAAACAAUUAUCAUCAGACAUUAACGAUUCCGCCACGGCCAGCAAUGCCCAGGAUGACGAAGACUUUGGAAACUUUGCUGGUUUUGAAGAUUCAACAGACUUCAAAGCAUUUCAAUCGGAGGCUGAUUCAGAUUUUGUAGCAUUUAAAGAAUUUUCCUCGACGACAGCAGCCGACGAUAACUGGGUCAUGCUCGAAGAAAAUACCAACAAUCUCCCGACUGCUAUUGAAGAAGACGAUUUUGGAGAUUUUGAAGAGGCAGAUGACCAAUUUGAGUUUUCUAACCCUGUUGAUGAUGUGCUCGACGAAGAUACAAAGUCGGAGUCAAUUGAUUUUUAUAGUCAACCUGCUAAGAUUAAAGAAAUAGUUGAAAGUAUUUUUGACAGCGAGACUCAACUUGAUUUGCCGCAAGCUCUAAGCCCGCUCAGUACACACCUGAAACACUUAUGGCCCGAAAUCCAAGACGUCCAAAAUACUCCUGCCCUAGAGUUUCUGUGGAACAACUCAAAGAGCCACGACCAGAUGCUUUCUUCUCUUGGAAUUGAUACUAGAAAUAUUCUGUUCGGACACCAAUGGAAUAGCUCCAUGCCCAGAUUUGCCGCUAAUUUGGGGCACAAUCCUUUAGAACCUACAAAAGCCACAGAUUCCCUGUUAGCAGCUAACUCUGUUGUUCAAGAGCAGGAUAGUGUACCCGCGGCACAAUUUGACUGGAACGGCAGUGGUCUAGUGAAUCCCUUAGAUUGCAAAGGCAAGUCUGAAAAGAAAUCAUUGAGUGCAGCUGCCCAGAAGGUCCUCUCAAGCUUACCAGAUCUCUCCUACAUGAGAGCCUCAAACUUGCCUCACUCGUAAGUUUGUCAGGUUGUCUAAAAAAUUGCUGAUUUCAAUUCGAGUGAGGCUAAACAAACACUGAAAGCACCCAUGUUCAUAAUACUUGUCUCUCGUGAAUGCCUUCUGUGCAUCAACCUGAAUUAUACAUUCCAUUGCUAAUUAAUUAUUGUCGUCAAGUGUAAUUGUGAUUGAGUGGCAAAGUACUUCUUAUUUAUCAAUAAAUGAUAUUAUAUGUUAAAUUUUAAAA